Molecule: messenger RNA, 189 nt
Organism: Entrophospora candida
Lineage: Eukaryota; Fungi; Glomeromycota; Glomeromycetes; Entrophosporales; Entrophosporaceae
Source: the annotation of a GenBank genome assembly
AUGGGUCAGGAUGGUGGUACACUUCUAAAGGAAAUGAAAGAACAAUGGGUUGAAACACAGCUAACAUUGCAACUUCUUGUGUCAGUGAUUCCAGUAAAACUUGAUGAAACUGAAUCUGAUGCAAAAAAGCUUAUUCAAUAUUUAUCAAAAAGCACUGAUGUCUCCAAAUCAAAAGCAAAGACUGUGUAG